Ipomoea triloba (trilobed morning glory) is the source of this 2354-nucleotide messenger RNA. RefSeq names its product auxin response factor 1-like. The transcript has 15 exons. Lineage: Eukaryota; Viridiplantae; Streptophyta; Magnoliopsida; Solanales; Convolvulaceae. The record is from RefSeq and is a predicted model, not a curated record. Bases 325 to 2304 code for a protein of 659 amino acids. Gene Ontology annotation, cellular component: nucleus. Gene Ontology annotation, biological process: response to hormone; regulation of DNA-templated transcription. Gene Ontology annotation, molecular function: protein binding; DNA binding.
UUCAACCAGGCAAAGACCAUUACCUGUCUCUCUCUUUCUCCCUUUCUCUCUCUAAAGUUUGCAGCUUUACUCUUCGUCAAAACCCUAAUUAUUGGUGUCUACUGAUCGAUCAAUUGGAGCUGCUGCCUCUAACGUGAUAGCACAUAGCUAUUUGUGGAAAUGGCGGAAUUUUCGAGCUUUUUGGCGGGGACUGUUGGCAUUAUUGUGGAUACCUGAAAUCUGUAUCUGUCUUGUUUUGCAUAGCUCUGACAUCUUGUACAAGCAAGCUUGCAUCAUUUGGUUGAGAGAUACUAUCACACAAAUUUGGGGACUUCAAGUUAUAUAAUGGCUCACGUUGUGGCAAAUCAGUUUAAUAAAGGAGCUUAUCCAGCUUCUCCACAUGAUCCUUUGUACAAGGAACUCUGGCAUGCUUGUGCUGGACCACUUGUGACACUUCCAAGGGAAGGAGAAAGGGUUUAUUAUUUUCCACAAGGUCAUAUGGAACAGCUUGAAGCAUCCACCCAUCAGGGAUUGGAUCAGCAACUUCCUUCAUUUAACUUACCAGCUAAGAUUCUGUGCAAAGUUAUGAAUGUUUUUCUUCGGGCUGAACCUGAGACAGAUGAGGUGUAUGCUCAAGUAACUCUGCUUCCUGAACCAGAGCAAAGUGAGGUCACAAGCCCUGAUCCUCCUCUCCCUGAACCAGAACAAUGUAAUGUCCAUUCAUUUUGCAAGACACUCACUGCAUCUGAUACAAGCACCCAUGGUGGAUUCUCUGUUCUUCGGCGGCAUGCAGAUGAGUGUUUGCCCCCACUGGAUAUGUCACAACAGCCACCGUGGCAGGAAUUGGUUUCUACGGAUCUUCAUGGCAAUGAAUGGCAUUUUCGCCACAUUUUCCGAGGUCAACCUAGGCGCCACUUGCUCACAACAGGGUGGAGUGUUUUUGUUAGUGCGAAGAAAUUGGUUGCUGGAGAUGCUUUCAUCUUCCUCAGGGGGGAAAAUGGGGAGCUUCGAGUUGGAGUCAGAAGGCUAAUGAGACAGCUGAACAAUAUGCCAUCUUCUGUUAUAUCAAGUCACAGUAUGCAUCUGGGAGUUCUUGCUACUGCAUCGCAUGCCAUCAAUACUGGGACUCUUUUCUCUGUUUUUUACAGGCCAAGGACAAGUCGGUCUGAGUUCCUUGUGAGUGUGAAUAAAUAUUUUGAAGCUCAAAAUCACAAGCUCUCAGUUGGCAUGAGGUUUAAAAUGAGGUUUGAGGGUGAGGAAGUUCCAGAAAGAAGAUUCAGUGGGACCAUUGUUGGUGUUGAAGAUAAUCCAUCAUCUAGAUGGCCUGAUUCUAAAUGGAGAUCUCUUAAGGUUCAAUGGGAUGAACCAUCUUCAAUCGUGCGUCCUGAUAGGGUUUCACCAUGGGAGAUAGAAGCACUUGUCACUUCAACACCUCAAAUACUCCAGCCUCCACAAAGGAACAAGCGUGCACGCCCAGCAAAUUUACCUCCAUCGAUAUCUGAAUUUUCUGCGCUAGGCACAUGGAAAUCACCUGUUGAUUCUCCCUCAUCGUUCCCAUACUGUGAUACAUCCCGUGGGACAGAUCUCUUCCCAUCACCUAAACUCUCUUCUGGUUCAAAGGUUAACAACCUGGCUUACAGCGAGAAUGGCUCCUUGCCUCCUGUUUCCAGUAGAUCAAUGUGUUGUUCUAAUCAACCUGAAACAGACUCUACUGCACCUGUUAGUGAAAAGAAACAAGCUAAUGGCUACAGGCUGUUUGGAAUUCAGUUGAUGGACCAUUCGACUGUUAGAGAUACUUCUCUUACUGCACCUCAACCUAUGGUAGAAGAUUGUCCGGUUCUAUGUUUAGAUUCUGAAUCUGACCAGCACUCUGAACCAUCAAACCCCACUAGAUCUGAAGUUCCUGAAGUAAGCUUUGAGCACGAAAAAUCGUCACUGAGAUCUCCCAAUGAGUCACACAGCAAGCAAAUUAGGAGCUGCACCAAGGUUCACAUGCAAGGGAAGGCAGUUGGGAGGGCAGUAGAUCUUACACGGUUUGAGGGGUAUGAAGAUCUGCUCAGGAAAUUUGAAGAGAUGUUUGAGAUUAAAGGCGAACUGUGUGGAUCAAUCAAGAAAUGGCAAGUUGUCUACACAGACGAUGAGGAUGAUGUGAUGAUGGUUGGAGAUGAUCCUUGGCAUGAAUUCUGCAACAUGGUCAGAAAGAUCAAUAUCUACACAAUCGAAGAAGCAAAGAUGCUCUCUCCCAAGAUAAAGCUUCCCGUCAAUGAAGUUAAGUCGAGCAAACCAGUAUCAGAUUCUUCUGUUGGCACCGAGGAACUGGUGUAAGACGUGGGGCCAGUUACCUAUGUAGUACCCAUAAUGGCCAGGGGAGAAAA